CCGAGUUGACCACAACAUGGCUGCGGCGCCGGGGCUGCUCUUUUGGCUGCUCCUGCUCGGGCCGCCCUGGCGGCUGCCGGCUCAGCCAAACCCGAGCCCGGGCCGGCGCUUCUCGGAGCACAAGCUGUGCGCGGAUGAGGAGUGCAGCAUGUUAAUGUACCGGGGUGAGGCUCUAGACGAUUUCACAGGCCCAGACUGUCGAUUUGUGAAUUUUAAAAAAGGUGAUCCUGUAUAUGUCUACUAUAAACUGGCAGGGAAAUCGCCUGAAGUUUGGGCUGGAAGUGUUGGGCGUAUUUUUGGAUAUUUUCCAAAGGAUUUAAUCCAGGUAGUUCAUGAAUAUACUAAAGAAGAGUUACAACUUCCAACAGAUGAGACAGAUUUUGUUUGUUUUGAUGGCGGAAGAGAUGAUUUUGAUAAUUAUAACAUAGAAGAACUUUUAGGAUCUUGGGAAUUAUACGACUCUGCAACUGGAGGUUCUGAGAGAGCCACAGAACAAACUUCUGAGCAUAUGAAAAAGCCUCAUGAAGUAUCUGAGGAAAGUGACCCUGAACCUGAACCCAAAGAAGCCAACUUAGAGGAAGGUGAAAGUUUAUUCUCUGAAGACACCGAGGAUCUAGAAGAAAGAUUUGAGGUUGGGAAGAAUCACCCUCAUGCAAAUGGUCAAACAGACAAUGCUCAGGGAGAGCAAUCUUCAUUUGACCCUUUUGAGGAAAUGCUGCAAGAGAAACUAAAAGUGCCAGAAAGUGAAAACAACAAAACCAGCAAUGGUUCUCAGGUGUCAAGUGAACAGGAGAAGAUUGAUGCUUAUACACUUCUGAAAAAAGAAAUGACUCUGGACCUGAAAACCAAAUUUGGCUCAACUGCGGACGCAUUUGUAUCGGACGAUGAGUCAACCAGACUUGUUACUUCAUUAGAAGAUGAUUUCGAUGAGGAAUUGGAUGCUGAAUAUUACACAGUUGGGAAAGAGGAUGAGGACAGUAAAGAAAACUUUGAUGAGAUACCAUUACUCACCUUUACAGACGGAGAAGAUAUGAAAACUCCCGUGAAAUCUGAAGUUGAGAAAUAUUCAACAGAUAAACAGCAGAAGUCCAACGAAGAAAAUAUGAUUGAGGUAGCUCAGCCUCCUGGCAUCAAAGAUGAUGAUAAAAAUAUAAUAGCCACGUUGGGGGAUACUAUCUUCUCUAUUGUCACAGGAAGUGAAGAAAAAACAGGAACGAUGGAUUUAGAGAGUUCUAAUUCAGCGGAAGAAAAGGAAGAUGAUGUGUUAGUUCCGGAUAGCAAACGGGGGGAAGCACAAUCAGCAAUAGAUUCUGUUGACCCUGAAGAGGCAGAAGAUGGCCUUUUGAUUAUAGAAAUUCCUAAAACAAAUGAUGACGAAGACCCAGAAAUGGACACAGAACUUGACAUUAAAGAAAAAGGCAGGAAAGUUCAGGAAUCCAAAAGGGGCCUGGUACAAGAUGAGACAGAAUUAGAGGAUAAGAAGCAAGAAGAGACGACUGUGCCUGUUACUACUCAAAGCAGUAACCUCAACUCUUUGCUAGCUGCAGAGAAGGGUAAAGAAACAUUAAAAUCAGCCUUUGAUAACAAAGAAAAGGACCAAAAUGAAGCAGCUAUUCAUAUCUCAAAGGAAACACCCCACGAAGAAAGGCCUGGUGAACGUGUUUUGGAAGGUGGUGCAGACAGUGAACCUGUACCUAAAGCUGCAGGGAAUCAAAUGAAGAAAGACAAGCUUAGACAGGAAUCCGUGGCUAUUGGACCAGGCUUAGGAGACGACCAGCCCAAUGCAUCCCAAGACGCUGUGGAGGACGUGGAUGUUCAGGAAGGUGGACCAGAACCACACACUCGUUCAGUGGAGCAUCAGGAUGAGGAAUUUAAAGAGGAGCUAGUUCUUAGAACUCAAAACCAACCUAGAUUCUUCUCUCCAGAUGAAAUGGGUUUGCACACAGACCUGGAAGGAGAGGUUCCAGUUCAGGGACGAAAUCUUUCUUGGCAACAAGAAAGGGAUGUGGCGGCUGCAGUUACUAAGCGUAUGAAUGAGAAGAGAAGGCUCUCUGAGGGAGAAGUCAAAGAGGACACCUCAGAUAAAGAGUCUGUUCAUCACAAGGCAGUGCAGGGCACACAGGAAGUGGAAAACAGAGGCCAGACCAACAGCGCAGAAGUAUUGGGUCUCCAUACAGAAGAGUCUCAGGCGGAAGAUGAUGAUUCAGUCCCUGAAGAGCUGCUGGAGGAUGAAAACGCUGUAAGUGCAAAACAGUCUAAAGAAAAAGACACUGGGAUUCAGGACAGGAGGUUAGAGGUUAAUCUGCAAGCCCCUGAAAGAGCUAUUUUAGAGACCUCUAAUCCUGAUCCAGAAACUGGAGAAAACAAAGUAGAAACAGGUGUGAUUUUGGAGAUUGAAAGAAAAAAUGAAACUGUGGCCAAAGGGGCAGAUAUGCUAGAGGGGGGACCAGCUAGUAUAGAGGUGGAAAAGGAAGAAAGCCCUCUUGUAGAUAAGAAAACACAUAGACCAUCUGAAGUAAGUGACUUCCCUUACAUAAAAAAAAUUCGGACUCCAGAGUUAGGUGAACUGUUUCAGAAUAAAGAUUCUGAUGACCUUAAAGAAGACAACCCUGUGGAACAGCCAAAGACCUCAGGGUUUGCAGAGAAGCCUGAGGUAGAGGAACUUUCAAAAGAGGACCAUGAGGAUUUACAGAAAUUCAUGGGCCCAGAAAGCCAGUGGUCUGCUUCUGAAGAACUUGAAGAUGACCUGUUUCACUGGGCUCCACAUAAAACUAUGAAGCCAGAACACAGUGACAGUGAGAAGGACUUCCCUAUAAUAAGGAGCUUUUUUAAAGAACAGCAGUCUUUGCAACGGUUCCAGAAGUACUUUGAUGUCCAUGAACUGGAAGCCAUGUUCCAAGAAAUGUCAUUAAAGUUGAAGUCAGCCCAACAGGAGAGCCUGCCUUAUAAUGUGGAUAAAGUCCUAGAUAAGGUUUUCCGUGCUUCUGAGUCACACAUUCUGAGUGUCGCAGAAAAAAUGCUUGAUACCCGUGUGAAUGAAAAUAAAGAUCUGGGAACGAAGGAAAAUAACAUAUUUGAAGAGGCUGCAGUGCUGGAUGAUAUCCAAGACCUAAUCUAUUUUGUGAGGUACAAACACUCCGCAGCAGAGCCGACUGUACUGGCGGCAGUGACACGGCCUCCAGAGGAAGGCUGGGAUGGACCGAGGGAAGAGAUCCAGCCACCACAUGAGGAUAACUUCCCACCAGGAAGCACAGAAAAUUGGAAAAUGCAGGUUGCUGAAGAGCCCGGCCACUUGGAUCAACCCAUGACUAGUGACACAGCUGCCUCAGAAGUGUCACAGACGCCGAAUACUGAGAAAGAUUCAGACCCAGGGAUAAUUAUAACAGAAGGCACUCCUGUUGAUGUAAAAAAGCAACUAGAAACAAACGCUGAAGAGCCAGCCGGUGCUACACCUCUAGAAAAGGCACUUCUUUUCAUCUAUUCCUUCGUGUUUCGUGUAACUAAGACGCUAGUUGCUACAUUGCCUGAUGAUGUUCGGCCUGGGCCUGAUUUUUAUGGACUGCCAUGGAAACCUGUGCUCAUCACAGCCUUCUUGGGAAUUGUUUCAUUUGCCAUUUUCUUCUGGAGAACUGUCCUUGCCGUAAAGAGUAGAGUAUAUCAAGUUUCUGAACAAGAAAUUUCUGAGAAGUUGAAGAAUAUCAUGAAAGAAAACGCAGAACUUCUAGAAAAAUUGUCAAAUUAUGAACAGAAGAUCAAGGAAUCAAGGAAACAUGUUCAAGAAACGAAGAAACAAAAUAUGAUUCUCUCUGAUGAAGCAAUAAAAUUUAAGGAUAAAAUCAAGGAACUUGAAGAAAAUAACGAAGUCCUGGAUGAUAAAGCUAAAAGUCUGCGUGUUAUGUUAGAAUCUGAGAGAGAACAGAAUGUCAAGAAUCAGGACUUGAUAUUGGAAAACAAGAAAUCUAUAGAGAAGCUGAAGGAUGUUAUUUCAAUGAACGCUUCAGAAUUCUCAGAGGUUCAAAUUGCCCUUAAUGAAGCUAAACUCAGUGAAGAAAAGGUGAAGUCUGAAUGCCAUCGGGUUCAGGAAGAAAAUGCUAAGCUUACAAAGAAGAAGGAGCAGUUGCAGCAGGAAAUCAAAGACUGGAGUAAAUUACAUGCUGAGCUCAGUGAGCAAAUCAGAUCGUUCCAGAAGUCUCAGAAAGAUUUGGAAAUAGCUCUUACUCACAAGGAUGAUAAUAUUGAUGCUUUGACUAAUUGCAUUACACAGUUGAAUCGGUUAGAUUGUGAAUCUCAAUCUGAGGAUAAAAAUAAAGGAGGAAGUGGGUCAGACGAAUUAGCAAAUGGGGAAAUGGGAGGUGACCGGAGUGAGAAGAUGAAAAAUCAAAUUAGACAGAUGAUGGAUGUCUCUCGGACAAAAACUGCCAUAUCAGUAGUUGAAGAGGAUCUAAAACUUUUGCAGUUGAAGCUGAGAGCCUCAAUGUCCACUAAAUGUAACCUGGAAGACCAAAUAAAGAAGUUAGAAGAGGACCGGGAUUCACUACAGUCAACCAGAGCUGAACUGGAAGAUGAAUGCAAAACCCUGAAGCAGAAAGUGGAGAUUCUGAAUGAACUCUAUCAGCAGAAAGAGAUGGCUCUGCAAAAGAAGCUGAGUCAAGAAGAAUAUGAGCGGCAAGAAAAGGAGCAGCGGCUGUCAGCUGCAGAUGAAAAAGCACUUCUGGCUGCAGAGGAAGUAAAAACUUACAGGCGGAGAAUUGAAGAAAUGGAAGAUGAGUUACAAAAAACAGAGCGUUCAUUUAAAAACCAGAUUGCUACUCAUGAGAAGAAAGCUCAUGAUAACUGGCUCAAAGCUCGUGCGGCAGAAAGAGCUAUAGCUGAAGAGAAAAGGGAGGCUGCCAACUUAAGACACAAAUUACUGGAAAUGACCCAGAAGAUGGCAAUGCUACAAGAAGAACCUGUGAUUAUAAAACCAAUGCCAGGGAGACCUAACACACAGAACCCUCCACGGAGAGGUCCUCUAAGCCAGAAUGGCUCAUUUGGCCCAUCCCCGGUGAGUGGUGGCGAGUGCUCCCCGCCGCCCGGGGACCCGCCCGUGAGGCCCCUCUCCGCUACUCUCAGUCGCCGAGAAAUGCCCAGGAGCGAAUUCGGACCAGUGGAUGGGCCUCCACCUCGUCCUCGCUGGCCGUCUGAAGCGUCUGGUAAACCCUCUGCCCCUGAUACAGCAGCUGGCGCAGGUCCCGUGGUGAACAGCAGCCCAGGAAGCUCUUCCCCGAAGGUCGUGGAUGAGGGCAAACAAACUGUUCCCCAGGAGCCCGAAGGCCCCUCAGUUCCCGGCACUACGUCAUUGCCUGAGCAUCCAGUAGCAGUUAACAUGGCCGCCAAAGGGCCCCCUCCUUUCCCAGGAAUGCCCCUCACGAGCUCCCCUGUGGGAGGCCCUCUCCCACCACCCAUUCGGUAUGGACCGCCUCCUCAGCUCUGCGGGCCUUUUGGGCCUCGGCCGCUCCCUCUGCCAUUUGGUCCUGGUUUGCGUCCACCACUAGGCUUAAGAGAAUAUGCACCAGGCAUUCCACCUGGAAAGCGGGACCUGCCUCUUGAUCCUCGAGAGUUUUUACCAGGACACACACCUUUUAGACCUUUAGGCCCAAGAGAGUACUUUAUUUCUGGUACCCGCUUACCACCCCCACCCCAUGGCCCCCAGGAUUAUCCACCUUCGCCUGCUGCAAGAGACUUACUGCCUCCAGGCUCUAGAGAUGAGCCCCCGUCUGCCUCUCAGAGCAGUAGCCAGGACUCUUCACAGGCUUUAAAACAGAGCCCGUAACUCUGACCUCUAACACCUAACCCAAGAGGAAGUGGACUGUGCACUAUUGGUCACAGUAAAGAAUUCCACUGGCUUCAAAAUCCAAAAGUUAGUUUUAAAAAUGUUUGUUUUUACAACUGAGCUGCCUUGGCAGUGUGUAUUUUUGAGCCAAACAAUUCAAGAAUAUAAUCCCCCUCCAGUAAAGACCACUUUUUAAGCUAGCACCUCCUUACAACUUUGAAAUGUGCAAUAAAUACCUGUGUUGUAGUUCAUGUAGACUAUGUAAUUGCUAAAUGAUUUAGGACGUCAUGAGAAAUACAAACAUUUCCUGUGGAAAUGCUUUAAGAACGUGUAUUUCCAUUUAUUACCCUAUUUUCAACAUACACCAGUUGACGAAAGAGCAAUGGUGUUUAUAAGCUCGAUUUUUUUAUAAAUACCUGGUCGCAAAGACUGUUACGCAAAAAAUGUUUACUAAAGAUCACUGAACUUUAUGUCCACCCCUUGUUAAAGUCCUUUGUAGUAAUAGUUCAUAAAAAUUUGUUUGUUAAUA
Messenger RNA from Loxodonta africana (African savanna elephant), 6341 nucleotides. RefSeq names its product MIA SH3 domain ER export factor 3 (gene MIA3). The coding region runs from base 17 to 5812 and encodes 1931 amino acids. The transcript has 29 exons. The record is from RefSeq and is a predicted model, not a curated record. Gene Ontology annotation, biological process: vesicle cargo loading; endoplasmic reticulum to Golgi vesicle-mediated transport; protein secretion. NCBI's taxonomy places the organism in Eukaryota, Metazoa, Chordata, Mammalia, Proboscidea, Elephantidae. Gene Ontology annotation, cellular component: endoplasmic reticulum exit site; endoplasmic reticulum membrane. Gene Ontology annotation, molecular function: protein binding.